Molecule: messenger RNA, 1528 nt
Organism: Xiphophorus hellerii (green swordtail)
Lineage: Eukaryota; Metazoa; Chordata; Actinopteri; Cyprinodontiformes; Poeciliidae
Gene: glipr2l
Product: GLI pathogenesis-related 2, like
Exons: 5
Coding region: 553-1023 (156 amino acids)
Cellular component (GO): extracellular region
Source: RefSeq, a predicted model, not a curated record
UUGCAGUGAAAAUUAAAUGAAUGGCCAUGUGGUUCAGGCCACAGCUGCCAUGAGUAGGGCACUUCCCCCCCACCCCGUAGGUAGGAAAAACAAGCUUAAAGACAGAGCGUGUCUCGUAAAGAUGAUGUCAUCAGUGACUGAAGGGCCUCCUUUUUCAUUUGCAGAAAUGAGAAGGGGUGGGUGUGUUCUCUUCUGGGCUGUAAAGACAGCUGAUGGCAUGUAGAUACUGGACUGCUUGGUUAGAAGGAAGGAGUUACAGGUUAUGCUGAGUGAGGUAAAAUGCUGAUUUAGAGCGAAUGUUGUGCAACGAUCAUUGCAACAGGAGGAAUAUCUAAACAGGAACUACAAACUUUCUGUAACAUGAAGACUGUGAAAGUGUGAGAGACAAGAAAGGCUUGAAACAAAUGGAUUGGUUAGCUAUUUCAGAGGGUCGGCUUUAAAGGUCCAGCACCAGGAAGAGAGCGAAAGCAAAUUGGAUAGAAGAGCAGGCACAAAACAGGCUGACUUCACUCUGCACUAUUCAUCUCACUGAGGACUCAGUGAUUCAGCACCAUGGGAAAAUCCGCCUCCAAACAAUUUGCUGAGGAGGUGCUGAAAUUCCACAACGAGUACAGGAAGAAGCACCAGGCUCCUCCACUAAAGCUGAGCAGCAAACUGAGCAGAGACGCUGCUCGGUAUGCUGAAAGUCUGGCUAGCACAAGAAUCCUGAAGCAUAGUGUGGAGUCCAGCAGGGGCAGCUGUGGAGAAAACCUGGCCUGGGCUUCUUAUGACCAAACGGGGAAGGAUGUGGCAGAUCGCUGGUAUGAGGAAGUCAAGCAGUACAACUUCAGCCACCCUGGAUUCUCCUCUGGCACUGGUCAUUUCACUGCAAUGGUGUGGAAGAGCAGCAAGAAGCUGGGUGUGGGAAAGGCCACAGCGUCAGAUGGCUCUUCCUUUGUCGUGGCCAGAUAUUUCCCAGCAGGGAAUGUAACAAACCAAGGGCACUUUGAGAAUAAUGUCCUCCCAUCUAAAACUGGCUUCUGAAGAAAUAUUGAUCUCCCUGGACUUUACUCGAGGCCCAAAAACAUUUGCUUAGCUUUAAAGGGGAAAAGCUGUCUCCCUUGCGGAGCUCUGGAGAAUACAACGGCACAUACAACGUGCUGGCUAAAAACCCAAACUGCGAUAUUGUAGAAUUUUUAAAGAUAAAACACACUCAGUCCUCUGCACCUAUAAAGACCUUUACAGGGCAGAGUGUUCAAAUUUCCUAACAUUUUGUAACUGUAGAUUUUUGCUGUCUAAGCACCAUUUUCUUCUAAAUUGUACACUAACGUAUCGUUUCAUGUAUUUUUCUCCUUUUUGUAAAAAUGAGUUGAUAUAGAGAAAUGGUCACUGACAGGCUGACAUAUUACCUGGAUUUGAAGCUGAUGACUGUACAUGUUAGGAAUGUUCUUUUUUAUUGCCCCUUCUUGUUAAAGAAGACAGGGCUUGUGUUGUUUUUCAUGUUCUAACUUGUUUUUUACAAUAAAGCUGAAAGAUUGUCAUAACAAAA